CAUUCCAGGAGGGAGGGGGAGGGGGAAAGCCACUUCACAGGUAUUCCAAAGAGGGAGAGGAGGUGUAACAGACCUUUCGAACAUACAGGUUAUACAGAGCAUACAGAUCACUGCUGCUCCUACAACACAUGCUACUAAGCUGGUCUGAGAUCCCACCCCUCCAACAGGGGCACUGGCAGGAGCAGUGCUUGCAAACCCCACCCAGGGAUUUCACCUCAUUGCAAGUUCAUCCCACCCUCAGCUGAGAACCAGCACAGCCUGGAAAAGUUUCCUCCAGCCUUCAUACCCUUUGGAGGUCUUUGAACUGCCCACGAAGAGGCAACAAUGAAUCUCUGCUUCAAAAGGCUGGAUUUGAGGUGGGUCAUUUGCAUUUCCUUCACCCCCUCCUCCAAGUAUUUCCUAGGAAAUACACUUUGCUCAUAUUGCCCCCCCGCCCAAGUCCUCUGAAGUCCCUAAUAUCUUCCAGAGAUUUCAUUAAUCAUGUCCUCUCGCCUAAAGAGGUUCCAUACUAUCCCACGCUAGCCCACGAACAUUUGCAUUUUCACGACAACGGACUCCCAGAAUCCUUAACCUUCAUUCCAUAAGGUUCAACGUGAUUCCAUAAGGUUCAGCCAGGAUACUACUAUAUCUGUCCCAACUACUUAUUACCUGUAGGAUCUGAGCACCUCACAAUCCGCGUGACACUCAACUUGGAGAUGUUUCCGAGUUUCUAAAAUAAUGAACCACCCUGGCAUGUCGAACAGCUGGCUCAGGCUAGCAGGGCUCAAGCUGGACCCUAAGUUCUGGGACCCUCCUGCUUGCAGGGUCUCAGAGCUCAGGCCCCAGCCCAAACCUGAACGUCUACAUGGUAAUUUUAUAGGCUCGCAGUCCAAGCUCCAUGAACCUGAGUCAGCUGAUCCAGGUCAGCUGCGGCCUUGCUGCAGGUCUUUCAUCACAGUGUAGACGUACCCUUUGUCCUGCUCUGCAAUCUGCCAGCCCCCCUCUCCCUCUCCAGGCCUAGAUGCCAAUUCUCUUUGCUGUCAUUUACGCCACUGCGUCAUUGGCGCAAACCAAAUCAGCAUUUGACAGCCAUUUUACCCUGGUGUAAAUGACCACGCACAGGAGAGGGCAGUGGGGAAUUUAGCCCCAGGUCUUUUCCUUUACAGGGUGCUUCAUUGCCCUAGUUUCAGCUGCCAACGUCACCAAAAAAUCACAAGUGCCCAGGAGGGCAGAAUGGAACUAUUAUUACACCCACAUUAACUCUCCCGUAUCCUUUGCUGGUUCUGCCCUGUGCUCCUCUGAGCCAUCAUGACACAGGUCAUGAGCUGAGGCUCUCCAUUUGCCAUGUCCAGCGGAAUCCCUGGCUGCUGAUCCUCCGCAAUCCUGUGCUGGCUAGUGAUCCAGCACCCUCCCCGCACCUUACAAAGGAAAAGGGCCAACCUCCGCCCCAAGCACCAGUCUCUCGGGCACCUGACAAGUCCCAGAAGCAUCGUGCGGAUGGGCAGCAACCUAACCCCCCCAAGCACAGUGUGGAUUUCUUGGCGCACCAGGCAACGCUUCCCCAUGCUGGCUGCGCUCAUCAAAAUCUAAUUCGUCCUUCUAAGCCCCUUGGAGAGCAGCUGGGGAACAGAAGGCGUCAUGCUCCAGCGAGUAGGGCAAAGCAGCUGUCUCACCAUCAGCCUGCAGGGUUGCUUAGUGGGCAUCAAUCUUGCAUCACUUUGCUGGGGCCACGGUUGAGUAUGUGUGGGGGAUAAGUUUACAAUGUCACCUCCAGUCCCUCCUCCAUGGGUGUCUGCUUUCAGCGAGCGCGACCAGUGGCUGUCACCAGUGCUGAUGGACUAACACUUCACCGCAGCAGGGAUCCAGCAAACGUCUCAUGCUGGGCUCUUCUGGGAACACCCCGCUGCCAGGGCCUUUUCUCUCCUGCAUCCCUACAGGGUGGUUUUAUCAGAGCAGACAGAAAUCCCCACCUGUUAGCAUUCGUGCUCAGGAUCAGCAGUAGUUUUGGAGCAGGGGGAGAGCAAGAGCCGCGAAGAGAGCCCGGCCCAGUAAAGGAUUGGUUCCAUUUGUGCAUCCACUCCAUGUCCGGGAUGGCAGAGGUGGGGCGGAGAAAGACACCUGCCAUUGCUGCUCAUGAGAUCGGCCCCGGGCCGGGACAGUACCAUCUGCCUCCUACUGUCGGAUUUGUCAACCACGACUACUCCAAGUUAACCAGCCCAGAUUAUUCCUUUCACAGGAGACUCAAAAAUGGCAUGUACUUCAAAGAUUCAAGCCCAGGUCCCUGCUAUUACGUGGAUCCGCAACUCACUCGCUUUGGCAGGAGCGGAGGCCCAUCCUAUUCCAUGCUGGCAAGAUCAAAGACCUUGGCGCAGCCACGGACCCCUGGGCCAGGCAGGUACAGUCCAGAGAAGGCCCAACCUGUCACCCAGCACAGGCUGCCGUCUUUUAGCAUGGGAUCUCAUACCAAGUACCGGCGGCUGGAUCCCAUCCCUGCCCCGAACAGCUACACUCUCCCCUCACUGCUGGGCUCCCGGGUCCCCAGCAAACCGUCCAGCCCUAGUGUCACCAUCUCAGGACGGAACAAACACGGUGGCUUUUCUGAGGACUUGUCCCAAACCCCCGGCCCUGGCCAUUAUAACAGGACAGAUCCCAACACUUACUUGCACCGGGCACCUGCCUUCUCCAUUCAAGGGCGAUGCAGUGUGCCCGGGGCUGCCUUCCGGACACCGGGGCCUGGAACUCACAGCCCUGAAAAGGUGACCGUCCACAAGACAAGAGCUCCAGCCUACUCCCUGGGUGUCCGGCACUCCGAAUUUGUCACUCCUCUCAUCGUGGAUGUUUCCCAGUGACAGAGCAGUGGGGCGGCAAUUCCCUAGCAUCAAGUCACUGGCCUUGAUUUACCUUCCCUGCCUUGAUCUACUGGAUCGCCAGUGACUCAGACUGGAAGCUCUUUGCUUUGCUCCCAGCCCAUUCAUGCCACGCAGUCCUGGGAGAGCUUCCAAGCAGCAGAUGCGCCAGCACUUGAGACAUUUAAAACAGGGCCAGUCCAAACCUCUGCAGCGGGAGGAGUCUUCCUAGGGUUGCCAACCUUCCAGGACUGGCCUGGAAUCUCCAGGGAUUAAAGAUUAAUCUUGAAUUAAUGAUUAUGUCCUCAUGUAAUGAAAUCUCCAGGAAUACAUCCAACCAAACUUGGCAGCCCUAAGUUUUCCACCUCUGGCCUCUGUGACGCUUUGAUUCCUUAACAGCCUCCACAAAUUGGGUUCUGAUCUUCCCACUUGGAGACCCAAAGUUUCUCUAAUAAACAGCAGCAAAGAGUCCUGUGGCACCUUAUAGACUAACAGAU
Molecule: messenger RNA, 3322 nt
Organism: Chelonoidis abingdonii (Abingdon island giant tortoise)
Lineage: Eukaryota; Metazoa; Chordata; Testudines; Testudinidae
Gene: CIMAP1D
Product: CIMAP1 family member D
Cellular component (GO): cytoskeleton
Source: RefSeq, a predicted model, not a curated record